Molecule: messenger RNA, 2712 nt
Organism: Colletotrichum truncatum
Lineage: Eukaryota; Fungi; Ascomycota; Sordariomycetes; Glomerellales; Glomerellaceae
Source: RefSeq, a predicted model, not a curated record
AUGCGGUCGCUCACCUCCGCCAACAACACGCCGUCCGGCUGCAAUAAUCUUUCGACGGCCGCUGUAGCACAUUCGAAUGAUCCAACAUCAUCGCCAGCCCCCCAGCACCACCAUCAUCGACACCACCUUCAAAAGAAGCCCGACUCGUCCCGAUUAAAUAGAAACAUCAGGCCAUCGUCACUCUCGCCCGCCACCCGCAACCCCGCUACGGCAUCAUCAUCUCAUCCAACAUCUUCUUCUCCCUUAUCGACGCCCUUGCGUCCCUCCGCCGUAAAUCGCAAACCCUCGGUCGCCCAGCUUCGAGCCCGAACCACAAAUAAUCCCGCUAGCACGCCCACCAAGACGACUCCUGCUGCGUCCGCUGCUUCUGGUGCUGCUACUCCUCUUACCACCACCACCACAACCACUACCACUGGCCCACCAACCACAACAGGGCCCCGACGCAUCACAGCUACAACCACCACCAUUGGGCGGAGUGCAACCAAAACAUCCUCCUCCACCUCCUCCACCAAUACUCCCGCCGCUACCAACCCAAACACAACUUCCUCCUCACCAACACCAUUCUCGACCACAACAACGACCCCUUCUACUGCCUCUUCCACCACCACUUCUUCGCGACGACAGCCGCCCGCCCUGUCCUCUAGUCUUCGUACUCCUCUCCGCUCAAGAGACCAAAAUGUCCUGAGCCCCUCUCGCCCUGCCAACGCCGCGCGAGCGAAGCCGUCGCCAACCCCAUCACCUACUCCAUCCGCAUCUUCGUCCGCCGAAUCCACGCCCAACACAAUGCCCCCUUACGACAAAGGGGGCAGCACAACAACCCGCCAGCCGGGCAUGCCCUCUCUCACCGCCAAGGGAAUGAAUCGAACCCCUCUCACUCCAAAGGUCGCUGCGAAGCAACCCCCCGUCGUGACCCCUUUGGGCCGCCGUCGCAACGAUAAUCCCAAUAAUAACAAUCACCACCCGACAUUAAACUCCAACGCCGGAAACGGAGCCAAGGACGACCUGACAAGUCCCGCACCCUUUUUGAGCAAUAACAUCACCCCACGAUCCGGCAGUCGUCAGAGCCGUGUCGACAGCAAUAACAGCACCCCCAACGGCACCCCCAACCCUGACCGAAAUGUCGAUUGGGAUCAUCACCACCAGCCCACAUUUCAGGGCGAGCCCGUAAGGCGCCAGGUCGUUACCUUCAGCCCUGCAUCCAACGUCGGCAGCCGCAACGAUGCAACCGAAUCUAAAUUCUUUUAUGCAAGCGACGCAAAGAGCUCGGCACCCGCUCCUCAGCCGAAGACUGUCGUCGCCGCCCCGCAAAGAGGUUCCAACUUUAUGUACGCCAAUGGCAGUGCAGUUGGGAGGAAUAGUCGGCCCACGUCGCCAGGUGUCGGCGUGAAGCCGAUGCUGGCGCCCUCUUUGGCGCCUUCGCUCGCACCGACACCCGAGCCCCAACAGAGCAAGUUCUUCUAUGCGAAUGGAGCCCCGAACCUGCAGCCCGGCUUUCGGCCAUCGUCUGCGGCAUCCGGAGCCGGGUCAACUACUACUUCAGAUUCGAGAAAGCUCGCUAGGACAUCGGGUGGCUCGGCAGGUGCUUUCACCAUGGCACAACGGCCACUUUCACCCAACAAACCCCCGACGUCUGUCCCGCUGGUCAAGAGCAACAGCCAGACCCGGUCCCAGGUGACGAGUCCUCCGCCGUUGGCACCUUCAACACACAAGCGCAAAAUUAGCAUGGAUUCCGUUUCGCAGGUGGCCAGCCAUGUCGGCUCCGAGGCUCCUACGGAUGCUAUGAUCAUGUCUAGGUUCAUGGCCUCACAGUCACCGACUCCCUCCGAAAUGCCUUCCCCGACAAUGCCCAGUUUCUUCCCUAAUCAGCCGAUCACGAUAGCAUCGAUAUUACAAGCAGCGGACGAUUUGGAGGAGUCGGAUGAUGAGUCUAAGGAUAUGGAGGAGCUCCACAGCCCGACCAAGUCAACCCACGGCGAUCCCUUGAACGACAUGGUGGUGAAUGCGAGACGGGAGCGCAAAGUCCAGGAUCUGGAAAUUACAAACGCCUCCCUGGAGGCAAUCAAUAGGUCUCUCGAAAGACAACUGAGGAAACAGACGGCAGAACUCCGAAGAUACAAGAGGCUAUCGCGAUCCGGCCGUUUGUCAAUGCCUUCUGCUGCACCCAGCCGUGUGCCCUCCGACUCUACAACCGGUGGCCUUGGAAUUGAGGGCCUGGAUCUCUCGGAUCUCAGCGAAGAGGAGGUAGAGGACGAGUUGGAAGACCUUGACGACUCCAUGUUCGAGUCGUCAGAAUUAUCCGACGCAGACUCGGGCGCCAUGGCGAGCCCCAAGUCGAAUCCUGACCGCGACGCUCGGCGUAGGAAACGAGACGAAAAACGACUGCAGCUCGACCUCACUAAACACAGAGAGCUGCUUGUCGACAGCCAGAAGAUCAACCAAAGUAUUAAGAAAUGCUUGAACUGGACGGAGGAGCUUAUCAAGGAGGGAAAGAAGGCCCUCGAGUAUAAUGUCCGACCAAGCGACGUGGAGCUCCCCCCGCGGGUUCUCCAGCCGCUCUACCUACGAGAAGAUGACGUGGACGACAAGGAACGCAAGGGCGAAACAUCAAUACCGAGCAGUCCUUUGGAGUCCCCGAAAAGUCUUACACAGCAUUGGAGCAAAGAGCUGCAGGACCGCGAUAGUGGAAUCGAGUUACCUGCGGACGGCGGAUAA